CCUAGAAACUUGGAAAACAUGCACAAGGUUCAUAAGUCUAUGUAGUACACCAAAAUAUUAUAUUAAUAUACAUUAUAAUUUAUAUCAUAGUCUUUGGAAAUUGAUAUUGAUAUAUACCAAAAAUUCAUAAGAUCUUUCUCAUCUUUCUUGUGAGCCUCACAUAAUAAUUAAAAGCAACCACUAAACUACACUAAACUUCAUUCCCAUUUGGAUCAUCCUCAUCACAAUCCUAAUAAUAAAGUUGAUCAAAGUUGAAGAAGCAAUGGAAUCUGCAUGUAUGGCAAUGAAAACCAAUCCUCAUUGCCUUCAUCAAGAAAAUGGAUUCUUAGGUGAAAGGAUCAAAGGGGGUGUCAACUACAGUCCCUGGAUCAUCAAAGAGAAGAAGAAGAAGAUGAUCAAUAAGGCCAAACCUUCUGUUGUAUCUUCUGUUCUUACAUCAGAAACUGCAAAAGAAUCUUUGACAAUUCAAAUGCCAUCUUUUCUGAGAAGAAAAGCUGAUCCAAAAAAUGUAGUCUCAAUCAUAUUGGGGGGUGGUCCUGGUGCUCAACUUUAUCCACUCACAAAAAGAACAGCCACACCUGCUGUUCCUGUUGGUGGUUGCUACAGGCUUAUAGACAUACCAAUGAGCAAUUGCAUCAACAGUGGCAUCAACAAGAUAUUUGUGUUAACACAGUUCAACUCUGCAUCCCUCAACCGGCACAUAGCUCGCACCUACUUUGGAAAUGGCAUCAACUUUGGAGAUGGAUAUGUUGAGGUUCUGGCAGCUACUCAAACAGCUGGUGAAGCUGGAAAUAAGUGGUUCCAAGGAACAGCAGAUGCUGUGAGGCAAUUCACUUGGGUGUUCGAGGAUGCUAAGCACACAAAUGUUGAGAAUGUUUUGAUCUUGGCUGGUGAUCAUUUAUACAGAAUGGAUUACAUGGACCUUGUGCAGAGUCAUGUAGAUAGAAAUGCAGAUAUCACAGUUUCAUGUGCUGCUGUAGGAGACAGCCGCGCAUCGGAUUACGGGUUGGUCAAGGUUGAUGGCAGAGGUAGGAUCAUCCAUUUUUCAGAGAAACCAAAGGGUGCUGAUCUGAAAUCAAUGCAAGUAGAUACUUCUAUUAUGGGGUUGUCACACCAAGAUGCAAAGAAAUCACCAUAUAUUGCCUCUAUGGGGGUUUAUGUAUUCAAGACAGAGGUUUUACUCAAGCUUCUCAAAUGGAGAUAUCCAACAUCCAAUGACUUUGGAUCCGAAAUCAUUCCUGCAGCUGUCGGGGAGCACGAUGUUCAAGCAUAUUUUUUUGGAGACUAUUGGGAAGACAUUGGAACAAUCAAAUCCUUUUAUGAUGCUAACAUGGCUCUUACUGAAGAGAAUCCAAUGUUCAAAUUCUAUGACCCCAAGACACCUAUUUACACAUCUCCAAGAUUCCUACCACCAACUAAGAUUGAUAAAUGCCGGAUUGUGGAUGCAAUCAUCUCCCAUGGAUGUUUCCUGAGAGAAUGUACUGUCCAACAUUCCAUUGUGGGCGAGCGAUCGCGUUUGGAUUAUGGAGUUGAACUCCUGGACACUGUAAUGAUGGGAGCAGACUAUUACCAAACGGAAUCUGAAAUAGCCGCGCUUUUGGCCGAAGGGAAGGUUCCCAUUGGGAUUGGAAAGAACACCAAGAUUAGGAACUGCAUAAUUGACAAGAAUGCAAGGAUUGGGAAAGAUGUGAUCAUCAUGAACAAAGAUGGUGUUGAAGAAGCAGAUAGAUCAGAAGAUGGAUUCUACAUAAGGUCAGGAAUCACCAUCAUAAUGGAGAAGGCAACAAUAGAGGAUGGAACUGUCAUAUAAAAUGAGGCAAGCUAAGGAACAAUCCAUGGGAACAGAAGAGAAGGGUAGGAGCAAUCAGAGUGCAGAACCCUGUUUUGGGCUAUGUAUAUGUAAAAUAGAAGGUUUCCCACUCUGUAACAAAAACAAUGCCUAAAAUAAAAUCAUGGAAGCGAUAUGCACAUAUAAGUAAAAUAAAAUGAAUUCUCUGGAAAUUUUGAAGCUGCUUUCUACCUUAAUGUUGCAACUUAUAAGUGUGAGAAGUACAUGAAAUUAGUCUCACAUCAAAUAAAACAACGAAGAGUAAGAAAUUUAUAA
Molecule: messenger RNA, 2104 nt
Organism: Arachis ipaensis
Lineage: Eukaryota; Viridiplantae; Streptophyta; Magnoliopsida; Fabales; Fabaceae
Product: glucose-1-phosphate adenylyltransferase large subunit 1
Biological process (GO): glycogen biosynthetic process
Molecular function (GO): glucose-1-phosphate adenylyltransferase activity
Source: RefSeq, a predicted model, not a curated record